Pan troglodytes (chimpanzee) is the source of this 6007-nucleotide messenger RNA. It is a transcript of the gene TRAPPC9, whose product is annotated as trafficking protein particle complex subunit 9. The coding region runs from base 236 to 3277 and encodes 1013 amino acids. Gene Ontology annotation, cellular component: trans-Golgi network. The transcript has 21 exons. NCBI's taxonomy places the organism in Eukaryota, Metazoa, Chordata, Mammalia, Primates, Hominidae. The record is from RefSeq and is a predicted model, not a curated record.
UCCUUUCUCCCUCGCUCCUACCCUCUUGCUUCCCUCGCGUCUCUUGCAAAACCCGGGACGGAUCGGGGGCCCAGGCCUGGCCUCCGCGCACGCGCAGGAGCAGCGCCGGCUCGGCCGCCAGUCGGAAGCGCCAGCCCAGAGCCUGGGAAGUGGCCGCAGAGGCUACUCGGCCCCGCUGCCCGCCAGGUCGUGGGCUCCCGCUCCGGGCCCGGGGCCACCGGCUGUGGACUUCAAAAUGAGCGUCCCUGACUACAUGCAGUGUGCUGAGGACCACCAGACGCUGCUCGUGGUGGUCCAGCCUGUGGGCAUCGUCUCCGAGGAGAACUUCUUCAGGAUCUAUAAGAGGAUUUGCUCUGUGAGUCAGAUCAGCGUGCGGGACUCCCAGCGAGUCCUCUACAUCCGCUACAGGCACCACUACCCACCCGAGAACAACGAGUGGGGCGACUUCCAGACCCACCGCAAAGUCGUGGGCCUCAUCACCAUCACAGACUGCUUCUCGGCCAAGGACUGGCCACAGACCUUCGAGAAGUUCCACGUGCAGAAGGAGAUCUACGGCUCCACACUGUAUGACUCCCGGCUCUUUGUCUUCGGGCUGCAGGGGGAGAUCGUGGAGCAGCCGCGCACCGACGUGGCCUUCUACCCCAACUACGAGGACUGCCAGACGGUGGAGAAGAGAAUCGAGGACUUCAUCGAGUCACUGUUCAUCGUGCUGGAGUCCAAGCGCCUGGACAGAGCCACAGACAAGUCUGGGGAUAAGAUCCCCCUUCUUUGUGUCCCGUUUGAGAAAAAGGACUUUGUAGGACUGGACACAGACAGCAGACAUUACAAGAAGCGGUGCCAAGGCCGCAUGCGGAAGCAUGUGGGGGACCUGUGCCUGCAGGCAGGGAUGCUGCAGGACUCCCUGGUACAUUACCACAUGUCGGUGGAGCUGCUGCGUUCUGUGAAUGACUUUCUGUGGCUUGGAGCUGCCCUGGAAGGAUUGUGUUCAGCUUCUGUCAUCUAUCACUAUCCUGGUGGAACUGGUGGGAAGAGUGGAGCUCGGAGGUUCCAGGGCAGCACCCUUCCUGCUGAAGCAGCCAACAGACACCGGCCAGGUGCCCUCACCACCAAUGGCAUCAACCCUGACACCAGUACUGAGAUCGGACGUGCUAAGAACUGCCUUAGCCCUGAAGACAUAAUUGACAAGUAUAAAGAGGCGAUUUCCUAUUACAGCAAGUAUAAGAAUGCGGGAGUGAUUGAGUUGGAAGCGUGCAUCAAGGCUGUACGUGUCCUUGCAAUUCAGAAACGGAGCAUGGAAGCAUCAGAAUUUCUUCAGAAUGCAGUUUACAUUAACCUUCGACAGCUUUCUGAGGAAGAGAAAAUUCAGCGCUACAGCAUCCUCUCCGAGCUCUAUGAGCUGAUCGGCUUCCAUCGCAAGUCUGCGUUCUUCAAGCGCGUGGCCGCCAUGCAGUGCGUGGCCCCGAGCAUCGCGGAGCCUGGGUGGAGGGCCUGCUACAAACUCCUCCUGGAAACGCUCCCCGGCUACAGUCUGUCGCUGGAUCCCAAAGAUUUCAGCAGAGGCACGCACAGAGGCUGGGCUGCGGUCCAGAUGCGUUUGCUCCAUGAAUUGGUCUACGCCUCCCGAAGGAUGGGGAACCCUGCCCUCUCUGUCAGACACCUGUCCUUCCUUCUACAGACCAUGCUGGACUUCUUGUCGGAUCAGGAAAAGAAAGAUGUGGCCCAAAGCCUAGAGAACUAUACGUCCAAGUGUCCUGGGACCAUGGAGCCCAUCGCCCUCCCUGGCGGCCUCACCCUGCCACCGGUGCCCUUCACCAAGCUUCCCAUCGUCAGGCAUGUGAAACUAUUGAACCUUCCUGCUAGCCUCCGGCCACACAAAAUGAAAAGCUUGCUGGGUCAGAACGUGUCAACCAAAAGUCCUUUCAUCUAUUCACCAAUUAUCGCACACAACCGUGGAGAAGAGCGGAACAAGAAAAUAGAUUUCCAGUGGGUUCAAGGAGAUGUGUGUGAAGUUCAGCUGAUGGUGUAUAACCCAAUGCCGUUUGAACUUCGAGUUGAAAACAUGGGGCUGCUCACCAGCGGAGUGGAGUUCGAGUCUCUCCCUGCGGCGCUUUCUCUUCCGGCUGAAUCUGGUCUGUACCCAGUGACGCUCGUCGGGGUCCCGCAGACGACUGGAACAAUUGCUGUGAACGGUUACCAUACCACGGUCUUCGGUGUGUUCAGUGACUGUUUGCUGGAUAACCUGCCAGGAAUAAAAACCAGUGGCUCCACAGUCGAAGUCAUUCCCGCGUUGCCAAGACUGCAGAUCAGCACCUCUCUGCCCAGAUCUGCACAUUCAUUGCAACCUUCUUCUGGUGAUGAAAUAUCUACUAAUGUAUCUGUCCAGCUUUACAAUGGAGAAAGUCAGCAACUAAUCAUUAAAUUGGAAAAUAUUGGAAUGGAACCAUUGGAGAAACUGGAGGUCACCUCGAAAGUUCUCACCACUAAAGAAAAAUUGUACGGCGACUUCUUGAGCUGGAAGCUGGAGGAAACCCUUGCCCAGUUCCCUUUGCAGCCUGGGAAGGUGGCCACGUUCACAAUCAACAUCAAAGUGAAGCUGGAUUUCUCCUGCCAGGAGAAUCUCCUGCAGGAUCUCAGUGAUGAUGGAAUCAGUGUGAGUGGCUUUCCCCUGUCCAGUCCUUUUCGGCAGGUCGUUCGGCCCCGAGUGGAGGGCAAACCUGUGAACCCACCCGAGAGCAACAAAGCAGGCGACUACAGCCACGUGAAGACCCUGGAAGCUAUCCUGAAUUUCAAAUACUCUGGAGGCCCGGGCCACACUGAAGGAUAUUACAGGAAUCUCUCCCUGGGGCUGCAUGUAGAAGUUGAGCCAUCUGUAUUUUUCACCCGAGUCAGCACCCUCCCAGCAACCAGUACCCGGCAGUGUCACCUGCUCCUGGAUGUCUUCAACUCCACCGAGCAUGAGCUGACCGUCAGCACCAGGAGCAGCGAGGCGCUCAUCCUGCACGCCGGCGAGUGCCAGCGAAUGGCUAUUCAAGUGGACAAGUUCAACUUUGAGAGUUUCCCGGAGUCCCCUGGGGAGAAGGGGCAAUUUGCAAACCCCAAGCAGCUGGAGGAAGAGCGGCGGGAAGCCCGAGGCCUGGAGAUCCACAGCAAGCUGGGCAUCUGCUGGAGAAUCCCCUCCCUGAAGCGCAGCGGCGAGGCGAGUGUGGAAGGACUCCUGAACCAGCUCGUCCUGGAGCACCUGCAGCUGGCGCCUCUGCAGUGGGGUGCUGGUUUUUGACAUGGGAGGAAAUUAACAGUGAAAGCAAGCCUGUCCUAUUUACAAAGGGAGUUAGUGCUCACAGUGCAGCUAAUGCCGUUGCUCUUGAGAACAUUCACAAAUCCGUUUUGCACACCACCCCCCCGCCGCUGUCCAGCUGCUUUGCUGUUGACCUGUGUUACCCAUGAGCUCGGGGGAAGCUGAGAGGACAUUGUCCCACACCUCUCUCCUGCUAGACUCAGGCUGCAGCGGGGAGCUGGUGGGUUUGCUUCCCAAGGCCAAGUCUCCCGGCCUCCCGGUCCCAGAGCGGGAGGGCAGUAGAGGAAGGGGAGCCGCCGCAGGGCUGUCUGAGGUCUUGCUUUCUGGGGAGCAGAGAUGGCUUCAGGAAAAAAUCCCCGGAGAGGGUUGGCCUUGACCCUGAGGUGGUUGCAGGGAGAGGUGGCCAAAGGCUGGAAGAGGUAUGCUGAAAUUCAGUCCCCAACCUGCAGCCCCUCCGGUGCCUGUGUGCCCCUCCACCCCCACCCCACAGGCCUCUCCUCCAAAUCCCCACAUCUGAGGGGCCCUGGCUGAGAGCAUGGCACAGAGGGAAAGAAACUCAGUGCACUGACUCAGUCUGUGCUCCGUGUCCCUGGCUGUGUGCGUUGCCUCGGUCACCCUCCCACACAGCCUGUGAAGCUGGAGAGCAUCAUUUUUAUUUUAAUGAUGAAGGCCCUGGGACUCGGAGUUGGGGAACUUGCUCAAGGUCAGACUAGAUAGAGAAGAUCAAGAAUUUGAACCCAAUUCUAUCUGUCUCAACAUGCAAAUGCUUUUUACCAGGCCUCACUGCCCCCUAGUUCUGUGGGGGACCCAGGUUUCCUGUUCUGAAAUAAGAGGCAUAUGGCUUGGCCCGUGCCUCCAGCAGUUGCCAGUCUUAUGAGCUUUAUAAACCACGCAUCAGGUGGCCUCUUCACAAGGACGGCCCUGAGGUACUGGGGUCGAGCGGGCUUGCGGCAGAAGACAGGACAUGCCCCACAUGCUGCUCCUGGACAUCCUCCCACCUUGGUAGGGCUUUUCAUUAGAGGUUCCCAGAGAGAGGCGCCAGGGCCUGGGCUGACCGCAUAAGACUCCCCUGAAGAGCGUAAACAGGGGACUUCCCACUCCCUCACCUUCCAGGGAAUCUUAUCUAGAAGGUCAGGAGCGGAGCCGAGAUGACGCGUCGUGUAAGCACUUGCACAGCUGUGGUGAGCUGCCUGGGAAUUUCUUUUUAUCCUCUCGGGUCUCCACGUGGACCUGCCAUGUUGAUGAUGCCGUUGUCAUUUGAAGGUGUUGAAUCUGAAGUUCAGAGAAGGAAGUGACAUGGCAAGGUACCCCUGCCUGCUAGGGCCCUGGAGCUGAGCGCCAGGCACUGCACUGACCCUAGGGCUGCGUGGGAGCAGCGUGGGAUUCUAAACAGGAGGUCUGGAAAGCCCAGGCCUGCUCACCUGAUUACCGAGGAAAACAAAUAUUUAGCUGCUGCCUCUUCACUUCCCAUACCUAUUUUGGUUUGAUAGUCUAGAUGCAGAAUCUUUGGGCCUAUUUUAUUUACUUGUCUUUUGAUCUGCAGCCCAGCUCUGGGUUACAAGGAGACCAGGUAGGCCCGAUUGGCUUCCAGGGAUGUUUGUGGAGGAGGCAGCGUCUCCCGCCUCUCAGAGACAUGAACAAAUAAUGGUUUAAUCAUUGACGCAUCUGCCUCAGGAGACCGUGCCAGCUUUGAAUGAAGACGAUUGAUAGGAAGGGAAGGAGCCAGCCCAUGCCAAGGCUCGGUACCCCAUCAGCCCUCGCUUCAAGCCAGGAAGGGGGUAGCCAGGUUGGGUGAUUUUAGGGGGCAUGAGCAGGCCAGUGUGCUUCCCAGGCAGGUCGUAGGGAAACCAGCGCUGGCCUCAGUGCCUGUUUGGCACCCUCUUUCCUGAGCAUAUUUGAGAACCUGCCACUGCCAAGUCCUCAGAUGCUGCUGAGGGUAGCUGCAAGCAAGGCUUCUGUGAGAUUUGACCAGGAAAGAGAAAGCAGAGAGGAGAGGAUGAGAGCAGCACCUACUAGGAUUUUACGUGUGCAGGCGUGAUGCCGAGCGUAGCUACGGCCCCUGCUACUCUUACCAUCUCACCGAGGCUCAGAGAGGUUAAGCUCCUUCCGUGGAGCCACAUAGCUGGAAGUGGAGGAACCAGGGUUUGAAUCUGGGUGGCUGAUGGGCUGCCCUUACUGAAGGCGUCCUGUGUGCUGGGUCCUGUGCUGGGUGCUCCAGGUGUCACCUCCCUGACCCCAGGGCACAGACACGGACACCAAGGGCCUGGCCAGUGCCCAGCUUCCGUGGCUGGCAAGUGGCAGAGUGAGGCCUGCCCCAGCGUGGGCUCCUGCCUCUUUCCUGUACUAAAAGCGUCAUUCAUGGCAGCGUCUGUGAGCUGAGGCUCCAGGGAACCAGCCACCCCUAUCGAUUCUGACUCAAAGAAAGUGAGAUGACUUCAGUUCUGAUGUUCCAGAGUCAUGUAGGGGGUGGAAAACAUUCCAGAGUGUGGAAGAACUCGACCUCCUGAGGUUUCUGAACCCAGAAAGCCUCGCAAAUCCCUCCCAGGGUCCGAUAAUCAGAUAGAGAGUGAUGAGUUUUCUCCUGUAGAAUGUUGAAGGCAAAAACGUGGUCAGAUGUGUUAAUGUUCCUGGUUUUAUUGUUUUGUUUGGAUGACCCUUUCAGUGAGACCAUUUGCCCUGAGGAUUAAAACAAAAUUAAACAAUAAAAUUAAA